Penicillium cinerascens is the source of this 3429-nucleotide messenger RNA. RefSeq lists its product as uncharacterized. Bases 1 to 3429 code for a protein of 1142 amino acids. Lineage: Eukaryota; Fungi; Ascomycota; Eurotiomycetes; Eurotiales; Aspergillaceae. Gene Ontology annotation, cellular component: cytoplasm. The transcript has 3 exons. Gene Ontology annotation, molecular function: phosphopantetheine binding. The record is from RefSeq and is a predicted model, not a curated record. Gene Ontology annotation, biological process: secondary metabolite biosynthetic process; amino acid activation for nonribosomal peptide biosynthetic process.
AUGUGUCCCAUCAGUGAAAUCGACGGAGGCCCUGCCCCUGUGAAACCGCAGACCGUCGUACAUCAGUUCGAAGCGGUUGUUCAACAGCACCCUGAACAGCUCGCUGCCGUUUGCAGUCACCAGCAGCCAGAGUUGUAUGGUCUCGGUAACCCAAGGACAACUGACGGUGAGGGUCUGAGAUGGACAUAUAGCACAUUGCAUCGCGUUAUCCAGACUAUCACGACACACCUAAGCUCUCGUGGCUUGGGAGCCGGCACGACGUUCUUCCUAUUUUGUCAAAAUCGCAUCGAGUAUGUGUUGGCAACCCUAGCCGCCUACUACCUCGGCCAUACCCACGUUCCCAUCAACCCCGAGGGCCUUUCCAGCUUGGAUGAUGUUCAAUAUAUGCUAGAUACGGCGCGGAAAGCUCACACUGAACAAAAAGUCAUAGUUCUUGCUACUGCCGAUAUUGCAAGAACUAUCGAUGGAUUAGAUGUGCCGCAAGAUGCGGUCAAGAUCGCACUAGAUGGGGACGCCUUGGGCUGGAUUCCAUUCAAAAAAUUGAUGGAGCCAAUCGACGGCGAAGCGCCCAUCACCGGGGAGCCAGCAGAGUCGAUACUAUUUACCAGCGGCACAACCUCUCGUCCGAAAGGCUGCCUAAUAUCGAUAGACAGAUGGUUCAGCUCGCUUCCCGAGGUGAUGAGCUUGGGACGCCUCGAACCAGGGGACGUUAUGGCGACACUUUUGCCCGGCUAUCAUGCCUUUGGUCACAUAUGCACCAUCAUGCCCCUACUCCGCGGGAGCUGUGUGGUCAUCGCAGCGCCCAAGUUCGAGCUCCGUGCUGCCGCACGCGCGAUUGUCCAGGAACGCUGUACGUUUUUGGGGCUGGUAGGCACGAUGGUUCAUAGUCUAAUCGAGGUCUUGUCUUCGAUGGAGACGACAAGUCUCAAGACAAUUGUGUUUGGUGGCAUGGUCCUCUCUCCUGCGUUAGUCCAGACCUGCUUCGACAAAUUUGGCCUCUCCAGCAUCGAGAACCUCUACGGCAUGACGGAGGGAGUCUUUUCUUCGACGGGUCCUGUCUCGAGUGUGGAUCCUAUUAAGGACGGCAACAGUCUGUCCAUUGGAAGGCCAGUCCCAGGCCUCACUAUGCGCGUUUGCAACCCGCACGAUCGCGUGCCAGUUCCCCGUGGUACCGUUGGCGAGCUCCAUGUGUCCGGGUAUACCACGGUACAAGGGUAUCUGAGCGGCCAAAUCGACGAUUUCUACGAAGAAGACGACCGCAUAUGGUUCAUCACGGGCGAUGCCGCCAUAUUGGAUCAGGUUGGUCGACUAUUCGUUAUUGGCCGGUAUAAAGACACAAUUAUCCGGGGAGGUGAAAACAUCGCCCCGGCGAGGAUCGAAGCUGUCCUGGCCCAGACACCCGCCCUUGAAGCUAUGCAGCCGCAGGUGGUAAGGAAACAGGAUCCGUUUGCCGGCGAGGUGCCUGUGGCUGUUGUAAAAGGGCAGCCUAGCAGCGAGCAGAUUAAGCUGCUGCAAGACACUGUUCGAUCCGCGCUAGGAACUAUCCAUGUGCCGACGGCAGUCAUCCCAACGCAGACGCUAGGUAUUGAGGAGCACCCGCGAACAAGCUCUGGAAAGAUUGACAAAAGGAAACUGACUGAAUUGGUGGCUUCGCACUACCAUCCAACGCCCAGCGCGACUGCAGCGACCUCGGUCGACUGGCGAACAUCGGUCGCCACAGCAUGGGCGCAAAUUCUAGGCCUGUCGCCUGCGCAACUCGAGUUGCAUACGCCUUUAAGUCAUUUGGCAGAUAGCAUUCUCAUGUUGACGGCCCGGGACCGCAUUCGCAAGGACACCGGGCAAGCGGUCCCGCUGGACGCAUGGAUGGAAACCGAAACCCUUGCUGAUCAGAUUGAUCUGUUGACGGCCAAAGCUGGACUUGUAUCCUCAACCAACAAAGCACUCUCAUUAGCGCAAGGGUCUCCGGACGUGGACGACAUGGUCCAUCUGGGAGGUAGUGCGGCCUUGUUCCAAUCAACCAAGAUCGCAGUCCAAGAGGCCAUCACUCCAUUUGGCUUGGGUUGGCAAGAUGUGCAGGAAAUUUUCCCUUGCUCUGACUUUAUUCAGAUCAUUUGCAAGUCGAUGGCUGUCAACACAUGGAACAUCCGGACCACGGUGGUCUCCCACUCUGCCAGCGUCGAGUCAAUGCGUAAUGCCAUUGAAGCAGCACUCGUAGUGAAUCCCGUCUUGCUCUCCUUCGUCGUGGUAAAUACCGGUCGUCUGGGCCCCCAUCUAGGCCUUUAUGUAUCCCUCCGCCAGACUCGCAACGUCCUCGACUGGUGUAUUGAGGAUUAUGGGACCGUCGACACGCUCGAUGAAGUGCGUUUGUUGACUAUGAACUAUCCUUAUUCGGAUCAUACCAAGCUGCCAGGCCCUCUCUUCCGCGCUUUACUAGUCUUUGUGCGCGAAACUAGGUCAGCUGUGGCCAUUACCAAUAUAAGUCAUGCUGUGCUGGACAAAACUUCCCACCAACACUUCUUCGAAGAUGUGAGCCGCGCUCUAAACGGCGAGACCCUUUCCCCCCAUAUCAGUUAUAAAGAAUGGGCCGACGAGUAUCACCUUCUGCGCAAAUCUCCCUCCGCUGAGAACGCCAUCGCAUUCCAUGCCAAUUACCUGCGCGACCUGAAAGAACAUUACCACGUCCUCUGGCCACAUCCAACCCACCAGCUGGUAGUCACACCCGAACGCAACCAUCUAGAUGGCCAUCUAGUGACCUUCCCAGCGCCCGCACUGGUUCAUCUCUGCCAGACUCAUUCCUUCUUGACGCCGUCUGUGGUCAUAAAAUCCGCCCUGGCUUUACUGGUCAUCUCCCGGACCAACCACUCCCACGCCUUCUUCCUCAGUUUCGAAGGGGCCCGGUCCAAGUUCCCCUUCGCUGUAGGCCGACGUGCCGCAGACGACGUUAUGGACGUGGCCGGUCCAGUCUUCAAUGUAGUUGGGAAUCUCGUGGCUUUCCAACCAGAGGUAACAGUACUCGACUUCCUCAACCGCAUGCAACAGGAUCAGAACCAACUCAGCCAGUACGCAACCGUGCCCUGGCGAGAAGUCCUGCCUCGAAUCGGCUGUACAGAGGAAGCUUUUAGUCUGGCAGCAGAGAGUCUUCUCUAUAACUGGAUGCCCGGGCUCAGCGCUCUGGCGGCGGGCGGAGCCCCCUUUGAGAAGAUGAGGAUGAUGCAAGUGCACAUCCGGGCUAAACUGGGGAUGUUAAUGAAUGCGGCCAUGACUCAGGAUGGAACUGGCGUGGUAUUCUUUUUGCAGGGAUCGUUGGCUAAUCGGUCAACCUUGUGGACUGAGCGGUUCGGCGAGGAGUUGAAGAAUAUUUGUCUUUGGCUUGCUGCAGAACAAUCUUGGUCAAUGCAGCUGGAGAAUUUUGUGCAUUCAAUUUGGUAG